Cylindrotheca closterium is the source of this 1338-nucleotide messenger RNA. NCBI's taxonomy places the organism in Eukaryota, Bacillariophyta, Bacillariophyceae, Bacillariales, Bacillariaceae. The record is from the annotation of a GenBank genome assembly.
AUGAAUUUGGCAUUAGCAAAGACAUCCAAAUUCACUGUCCAAAUAGGUGUAAUUGUUGCCCCCAGAACGAGAUGUCUAUCAUCUUUGACUCCCGUCGUCAAGGAUACGUAUUAUGUGCCUCGCGCGGAUCGCGGAGGACCCAAUGAUUCCUUUGUGUUCAACAAGCUGGGCGAUGGACGACUAGCAAGACAAUCCAGACACAGUCCCACUCGUGAACUCAACUUUACACCAACUCACUGGGAGAGGCAAAAGAGUGUCUGGCUGCGAUUCCGAGCGGUUCGUACCAUAUUUCACUCCAGUCCGUUCCAAAGACUCAUGUUCCCCGAUCUCUUUACAGUUGGCGCUACUGCAAGCGCCGUUGCUGUAUACAAUACCCAGGUAGCUGAGAAUUACAUGGAGCAACUAACGCUUCAUGGUUCUGCCUUGUCUGGUGCCACCACUGCCUUGGGUAUGUUGGUUGCCUUUCGACUCAAUGCCUCCUACGGUCGAUACGACGAAGGUCGCAAAUUUUGGGGAGAAAUCAACAAUGCUGCCCGCGAUCUUGCAGGAAAUGCAUGCAUGUGGAUUGACGAUCCAUACCAAAAAGACCGCAUGCUCAAACUCAUCAAGGCCUUUCCCGUCAUCACCCACUUUCACCUGAAUGCCAAGGGUGGCCACUUUAUGUACGCGGACGAUGACCCAGAUUUGGGAAACAAGCUUUACGCCGAACUACAUGCCGAGCUUUUGGACAUUUACAAGGAUGAGGAACAUGAAGACUUUAAGUACAUCUGUUCCGGCUAUUUGGAUAAAAUUCACCUUCCCUUGCACGUGUCCGCCGGUAUGAGGCGAAUCAUUGCCGACAAUGGGGCAUACGUAAACGCUUUCUACAACAAGACCAUGGACGAACAAGUUCGAAGAAUAGUCAUGUGCUUGGGUCAAGCGGAACGGGUCUUGAGGACACCCCUUCCCACCGACUUUACCAGACAUACUUCGCGCUUGUUGGCUCUUUGGUGCUUCUUGCUCCCAUUUGCCAUUUACGAUGGCUGUGGUCCACUUGGAGUGGUUCCGGCCUCAAUGAUGAUCUCUUAUGCCAUUCUCGGAAUCGAAGAUGUUGGUUUGCAAAUCGAAGAGCCCUUUAACAUCCUUCCCAUCCGUCAGUACAGUGAUGGUAUCAACGCCGGAGUGGAUGCCAUUGCCAAUGGAUACGACCUGUUGGACAACAACCCAUUGAAGCGAAUCGCCGCCGCGGAAGAAACGACGACCCCCGAAGAACCAGUCAUGGAAGAUUCUACCAAGUUUGGAAGUGACGAGGCCACUGAAUUUGAAGAAGACUCCGAACCACGAGCCGCUACCAACUGA